AUGUCCAAACUUAAUAUUCGAGCUUUGCUCGAUGCGUUUUCUACCGUUAUCUUGUCUAUCUAUCCUCUUGCUCAAAGGGCCAACCAGCCGUGUCAUUCACAUACUUUAGCUCUCAACCAAUUUUUAUAUGAAACCAUUCGCCGUAGUCAUACCGACUACACCACCCUCAUCCUUGCUUUAUACUACUUUAUCAGCUUUCGUGAACGUGCGUUUGUUGAACCCCAAAAGUAUAUUCCUUUGCUUUGCGGUCGCCGUCUGUUCUUGGUUUGUUUGAUUGCCGCUACCAAAUUCCUGCAUGAUCGUAGCUUUAGCAACCGUGCUUGGUCUAGACUUUCCCAAUUGCCCGUGGAUAAACUCCUAAUCCUUGAGCGAUUGUUUUACCAGGGCAUUGAUUAUCGUCUUCUUGUAGCCAAACAUGUCUUUGCUCGCUGGUCUUUGCUAAUCGGCGAAUGCUACAUUCAAGCUACUUCUUACUUGUCAAGCUCAUCCGAUCCCGCUUUGGAUUUUCGCAAAUUUUCUCCUCAUUGGAUCUCUUUGUUUUCCAAUGUGCAGUCUUCUUUAAACGAUUAUCUUUCCGUUGCUUACAUUACAAAGAUUGCCCAGCAAAGGAUGAACAGCCGCAUGUCCGCCAUGCAUCGUAUGAAUACAUGCUUUUCCCAACAAAUCCCUUCUUCACCAGAAAGCUCCGCCUCUACAAGUCCUUCAUCAACUCCUAUAAUGGAUGGAAUCAACGCAAACACAAAUUUGACUGCAAACACUGGACUGCAAACAUCUGUUGUUCAACCUCCUCUCCCAGUGAGCUAUCCCAAUUGCCCAAGAGUAUUAACUCGGUCGAAUGGAAACGUGCCCCCUCAGUUUGCCGUGCCUCUUUUAGCACAGACACCGAAUGUGAGGCAUCAGAAUUUACCUCCUACUCCAUCCUCUCCCCAGCCGUUGUCGUAUCGACCAGUACAUCCUGAAAGCUUCUUGAUAGAAACUUCCAUUCCAUCAGUGCAGUCCGCCUCAUCCCUUCCAUUCCAUACAUCUCAUGCAACUCCUUUCCCUUCUACUAUUCAUAAUGAUAGAAAUGGCGGCCCUUUUCCUACAGUAAUGGCAGAUCCGGUACUUGCCCAACCAACAGCUCCUUUAAAAAAAGUGAGUAUUCCUAUGCUAAUAUCGCAACAGAAAAGGCCGUUCAACGAUGUCACAACUCUCUCUCCAAGUUAUUCAUCUACGAAGCGCAAUCGUCUCGUGUGA
Messenger RNA from Schizosaccharomyces osmophilus, 1236 nucleotides. RefSeq names its product cyclin Pas1 (gene pas1). Gene Ontology annotation, biological process: regulation of cyclin-dependent protein serine/threonine kinase activity. NCBI's taxonomy places the organism in Eukaryota, Fungi, Ascomycota, Schizosaccharomycetes, Schizosaccharomycetales, Schizosaccharomycetaceae. Gene Ontology annotation, molecular function: cyclin-dependent protein serine/threonine kinase regulator activity; protein kinase binding. The record is from RefSeq and is a predicted model, not a curated record. The transcript has a single exon. Gene Ontology annotation, cellular component: nucleus; cyclin-dependent protein kinase holoenzyme complex. Bases 1 to 1236 code for a protein of 411 amino acids.